UAUAUCGAUUUAAAAAGAUUAUUCCGAAUAACCUGGUCGAGACCCAGCUUUUUUAGAUCAAGUAACACCCCAUGUUCCCUAUAAAAAGCCAAACCCCAUAUGCCAGGCUUCAAAGUGCCUCAAAUACCUCACCAAAGAUGAACAAUAUCUUGUCCUUGGUUUCCUGCGUGUUCUGCUUUUGCGCCUCCACUUAUGCCCUGGUGCAUUAUAUAAAACUGGAAAAGGGAGCGAAUGGUUGUAAAACGCCUCAGGGUGUGGAAUUCAAGGUAGGCGCUUACGAACAGGAUGAAAAUGUCUGUGGGGCCUAUACCUGCCAAAGUGAGAAUGGAGAUGCUUUGAUUCAUUACUGCCAGAGGCCAGUCACCUUUGCGGAGUGCAACGAUACUGGAGUUUCGACGGGCACAGACUUUCCACAGUGUUGCUGGACGUGCGUCCGAUACGUGGAGUGUGGUGACUCCUCCGGUAGUAGCUCGAGUAGUAGCUCAAGUAGUAGUUCUUCAAGCUCAGACAGUAGUGCAUCCGCGUCAGCCAGUGGUGCAGCAAGCAGUGCAGGCGGUGGCCCUUCAGCUGAAGGGCCAGCCGCACGCACUAAAGGUGGACGCACAAAAGGAUCUAAGAUGAAGGGACCAGAAGACGACAGUGAUGACAUCAAGCUCGAUGGAGAGUCGGAAUUUGCCAAACUAGUUGAUUCGAAGGAGAACAUAAAGUUCGGUGGCGGUACUCCGCUAACUAAAUUCGGGGAAUCCUCCAGAACCGUCCCAUCGAAAGGGUUUCGUUUCUUCAAAUAAAAAACCAUCUUUAAGAUUUCCGCAAUUUUAAAUAUAAUAUUUAAAUAAUUAAGAAUCAAAAUCGCUGUCAUUUAGUGUAUUAAUAAAUAAAU
Messenger RNA from Drosophila bipectinata, 880 nucleotides. RefSeq lists its product as uncharacterized. Lineage: Eukaryota; Metazoa; Arthropoda; Insecta; Diptera; Drosophilidae. The record is from RefSeq and is a predicted model, not a curated record.